UGUAAAUCCUGAGGAGUUCUAUAAAAACCUGCUGGGGUGUAGGCAAUAACAUUCGUAGUCAAAUCUUUACCGUUUGAUACUUCAUUCAGCUACAGUAAGGAGCGUGUAUCAACAUGGCCAGUCUCAAGCUGUUUGUUGGCCUACUCCUGAUGGCCCUGCUCUCUGCUGUCAGCGGCGCGGCCUACGGCUACGGCUACAAACCAAGGAGCUACGGCUACAAGGACAGCUACAAGCCCAGUAACUAUGGCUACAAGGGCAACAACUAUGGUUACAGGUCCGAUAACUAUGACUACAAGCCUAAGGAGUACGGCUACAAGUCUUAUGGUUACAAGAAAUAUGGCUACUAGAAUCGUCAUUCAAAGUCGGUGUUGAUGUCUACAUUUUGGAUGACAAGGCGUUAAACAAGUUUUCUCUAGUUCUA
Molecule: messenger RNA, 421 nt
Organism: Physella acuta
Lineage: Eukaryota; Metazoa; Mollusca; Gastropoda; Physidae
Product: putative eggshell protein
Source: RefSeq, a predicted model, not a curated record